CAGUGUGCCAUGAACGGAGUGAUAGCCUAAACGCGAAAAGUUCUUGCUGGUCGUCAUCGUCGUCGUCGUCGUUGUCCGUUGUCAAUCGCAGUUACCGUCGUUUUUCGCGCGGCACGCGCUCUUGCUUGUGUUUUGUGUGCGAAGUCGCAAUUUUUUUCCAGUGUAAUUUGGUGAAAAUCAAGCAUAACUUUUUCUCAGUGGUUCCUGUUGCUGUUGGGAGUAACAAAUUUGUUUUUUUUUCGUUCUGGGUUUACGAACGGCAUUAAGUACGACAGCAACAGCAAACGGUCAGCAGGAGCACGGUUGACCGGAAUUCACCACCCCGUUUCGGCUGUUUUCGGGCUGUGAACGAAAAUGCCACAUUGGUGUGCCGGUGUAUGUGUGCCGUGAGAUGCUCCAAUGAAGAAGACAGGUCGAUCCGUUUAGUUUUCCGACGAAGGUCUUUCUGCGGGUCGUGGUUCAGUGAUUAUGUGCUCGUAAAAGUGUCGUCAUCCAUGGUCGCACACGGUAGUAAACACUAGAUUUUCGGGAUUAACGUCGGUGCCGCGCCGAGAGCAAGCGAGGAGAUGAUGGUUGAAAUCGUCUUCACGUAAGGAUUUGCGCCAAGCAUUAAAACUUUCUUAAAACUCAACUCAUUGUGGAUCAAAGCAAGCGAAAUACCUUAAAUUUAUAACCUAGCAAUCGUGGAGUAAACGAAUCGUACAUUUAACUAUCAAUAGGGAAAGUGCCUUACUGAACCGAAAAGCAGGAAUACAAAAGAUUUUCACAAAACCAGAACAACCGAAAGUACAAAACUAUAUCGAAAGUUUACAGUAGAGACAAGAGUAGAAGAGAAAAAAAAAAACAGUGGAUUACCCAAAAUCGUAGUGUUCGCAAAAGCCACAAAGUUGGAGCCGCUAGCAAGAUUCUCCGGUUCCGAUUUGUUGCCCAGGUUUAGCAACAAAUCAUCGGCCUUUAUUGGCCAGCAGCAGCAGCAACUCUAUUCACCGACGCCAGCGCCGGAGGACAGCCGAAAGGCGGCCGCCAUCAAGAUGGAACCAGAAAACCAAGCCCAACAGUACGGCGAAGUGAACCAGCUGGGAGGAGUGUUCGUGAAUGGGCGUCCCCUACCGAACAGCACCCGCAUGCGGAUCGUGGAGCUAGCCCGACUCGGAAUCCGACCGUGCGACAUUUCCCGGCAGCUACGCGUCAGCCACGGCUGUGUAUCGAAGAUACUAGCACGCUACCACGAGACCGGAUCGAUCCUACCGGGAGCCAUCGGCGGUUCCAAGCCCCGCGUCACAACACCCAAAGUAGUGACGUACAUCCGCGAGCUCAAGCAGAAAGAUCCGGGCAUUUUCGCGUGGGAAAUCCGUGAUCGACUCCUGUCGGAUGGGGUUUGCGAUAAGAACAAUGUGCCUAGCGUUAGUUCGAUCUCGCGAAUCCUGCGGAACAAGCUGGGGAACAUCACCCAUCAUCACAGUGGCAAUCACACACCGCACACGACCCAUCUGUACAACUCGAUCUAUCCCUCCUAUCCGUACACGACCAAUUCGCUCAAAUCGGAAGUUUCCUGCGGCGGCAGUCCGUCCCCUCCGACGGGGGUCACACCGAUGCGAUCGCCUCACCACCACCAUCACUGUUGGCCCUCGUCCCACUCGGUGACCGAUAUCCUGGCGAACGUUCAUCACCAGGCCGCGGUAGCCGCCCUCCGGAAUGGCAAUCCCGUCUCGCAGUGUCACACAACGCCACCACCUCCGUCGCUGGGUUCCGUCGUGCCUAACAUGGCCGGCAACAUGCAGCAUCAGAUGCAGGACACAACCCACCAAUCGCCGAACUCGUACAACUAUUACAUGUAUCUGCAGAGCGGAGGAAUGCACCACGGCGGGCUGGCCAGCGCCAGUGGAUUAUAGGAGCCACCCGUGUUGUCGUCGUCAAUGUCGUCAUCGUCGUCGUCGUGGCCUCCUCUGAUGGCUAGCCAGAGUGUGCUAUUUUAAAGGGGGCAGGACACGCCGUUCAAUUACACAGUGUUAUUUUUGAGUUUUUUUCUCUUCCGUUUGGUCACCUUUUUUUAAACUACUACCAUUAUUAUUAUUAUCACUACUACUUAUACUACAACUAUUACUGCUAAUGCUACCAACUAGGGUGAAACUGGUUUUUUAUGAAAGCUUAAAUUGAGCGUGUGACAAACGUGGUGCGAAUGCGUGCCUGUGUGUGUGCGAAAGAGUGUGAGAAGAGGAAGAGGGGGAAAAACAAUGUCCAACCAGUGCAAUAUUGUGAAUAUGUCAAGGUUACGGAAACCUGCGUUUACACUUAGUAUGAUUUUUCUUCGUUCGUACAUACAGCUGGAAAAUCAAUUUCAAACCAGUUUUUUUUAUAGUUUGCCAUACGUAUAAGCUUCCAUAGUCAGUCGAUAAUUUUUGUAUAGUAAAACACUCACAAACACAUACACACAGAUUUCAGGGGUGAACUGGACGCAAAACACAUUCAGACAAAACUAAUCGAAUUCAGGAAAUAAUUGAAAAAACAAAAGCUUAUAAAACAAACAACUGACAGUACAAAACAAGAUGAUAAUACACUAACACAGAGGGGGGGAGAUUCGAUCGAAUCAUCUCGAACUCCUCCACUGCUGGUGACUAUUGUAUGAUGACAGCGAAUAAGAGAAAAUCCAAUGCUCAAAAGGUUGUAAAUUAAAACAAAAACUAAAUCUCUGAACAAAAACUAGUACCACCAAAACUUAUUUUUUUCUCAAAACAAGUGAACUAAAAGCAAGUACAACACUUAUAUCAAACGUUCAAACAGAAAAGCUCCGAUCAUGUAGCGAAAGUAACAAAAAAACAGAAGAGAAAAGCAAUAUUUUAAUAAGCAUACCUUAACUUGCGAAAGUACUUGAAAAACUUAUAGCAAAGGACUAUUUUAAACUGUACAGAGAUCGAACAAACCUGCUUCAUCAGAGAGCAUACACAUUAAAAUUAAACUAUGCAUGAAAAAGAGGAGAAAAAAGUGUAAUAAAUAUCCCCAGAUGUGUGCCUUUUUCUAUAACAUAUAUAUACAGAGGAGAACAGUGCGAAACAACAGCAACAAAAAAAUGAACCCAGAUUAGCCGGCAAACUUGUACAUAGCAACAACAGAACAGAACAGAACAAAAAAAAACAAUCAACAAAACAUGAGCGAGAGAGACAGAGAGUACUAAUCGCGCAGCAGCUUGGUAAAAUAGUCAUGCCUAGGCAAAUGCAACUAGCAAAACAUAACCAACAGGAAAAAAACGCUAAUGCUAUUAGAGAGGGAUUUCACACCAAACUCACUUGUGAGUUUGGUGACAUCAUAACCCAAUGCUUUAUGCUUGAAAACCCAUAUUAAAAAGCGAAUUCGCGUGAAAUCCCUCCACCCAUUGCCCUUCUGCUGGGUCCAGAACGCGACCGCGAACACUUGGCGAGAUUCGCGCGAGCAAAUCAAAGCAACCGAAGAAGGCGGCCGGCAAACGCAAUCAUACGUGACUUCUUUUCGCACCUACACCGAGUGUGUGUGUGUUCGUGUCCGUGUUCCGGCGACCGCGAGAGGGGUAGCAGCGGUGUGGUUGCUAUGGAAUCCCCCAAGCGUUUGUUUACACUCGCCAAUUUUUUUCCGUUUCUGUGUCACGACGAUUUUCCUCACGAUUGUGUUUUUUUUUAUCAGCAAAGCCCCGGGUUCAGCCGAUUCAGUACUCGUUUUAGUUUUAGGAAUUUGUAGAAAAAAAAAAGAAAAACAAACAAACCAGUGCUAUUGGAAAUUCUCACGUUUCUCAAAACAAAUUGUUAAUAUUAGUUUCUAAGAGGUAGUUUGCGAGAUAAUCCAAAAUGAAUGCUGUCGAAGCAUACUCUUGUAAAUUUGUAUUAUUGUUAGCGAAAAACAAGUGAAUAAAGGAAUAAUUGAAAAAAAAAACACCGAGGAAAGAGCUUCACUUAAAUCAAUUUUGCAAAACAAAAGUAAGAGAAUCUAUUUUAACAAGCAAAAAAGCGUGUAGCAUUAUGAUAAUGAUAAUGACUUGAAACAGAAAAAACCAGGAGAAAACUAGUUGAACAAAAAAAAAACAAGCAAGAAAUGCAUCACACUCAAAUCGAUAAGUAGGCAAUUAUCUAGCGAAGUAAGUAGCAUUAGAGAGGCGAAUAAGCGUGUAUAAGUUGUGUCUCCCCGGAUUGUAAAUUGGCGAACUAAAGUGAAAAAAAAAUUGUAGAAAGCAAAACCCAAACAAAAAACAACAAGAGUUUGUUUGGAGUAGGAGGAGGAGGUUGAGGAGGGGAUAAACAUAACAUUUUGAAUGUUUUUUGAUACAAUGUAAUUUAUAUCUAAUUUAGUUUAAUGUGAAUAUAUUCUAUUUUAAGUCCUUGAAUUAAAUAUAGAAAAUAUAAAAGCGAGAUCUGUAUCGAUGAAAAAAUCAA
Molecule: messenger RNA, 4397 nt
Organism: Wyeomyia smithii (pitcher-plant mosquito)
Lineage: Eukaryota; Metazoa; Arthropoda; Insecta; Diptera; Culicidae
Gene: Poxm
Product: paired box protein Pax-1
Exons: 2
Coding region: 1032-1892 (286 amino acids)
Biological process (GO): anatomical structure development; regulation of transcription by RNA polymerase II
Molecular function (GO): DNA-binding transcription factor activity, RNA polymerase II-specific; RNA polymerase II cis-regulatory region sequence-specific DNA binding
Source: RefSeq, a predicted model, not a curated record